AAUGACCGUAACUCGGGAAGAAAGGCCUAUGGGUCCUUAUCCUUCUAGGCCUUUUCUAGUCUAUGUAUCCCCUACUUGUGGGCAGAAUAUCAGCUUAAAAGCUGUUUAUCACUUCGGGUACUUCUCUCGUAAGACUAUGUGAGAUGAAGAACAUUUUGUGAAGAUAUCUGAUUUUAUUCGUUUACAGUCAUAUAGUGAACUGUUCUGUACAACCUAAUUUUUCAUUCAAUACCACUAUCCAUUAAUAUAAAACCGAAUUAUAUUUUAGAUAUUCAACAUGAUAUUGUUUGGUUUUCGCAAUGUUUGGUUGUUUCUAUUGAUUUUUGGGCAAACAUCAGGUAAGAACUCAAUAAAAUUAUUUACCAUAUUCUUCAGAAGAAUCUUUGACUUAUUUUCUAACCGAGAAAUGAUCAUAUUUAGAAAAUAGCGUUUUCCAUAUAUAUGAUCAAAUCAAAUAUAAUAUGCUGAUUCCCAGAGUUUUCUCUCGAGUUUCAACCAGAAGUAUAAGUGCAAAAUUCUGAGUUAAUGAUGAUCAUUACUAUUCAAAUUCUAUUUCAUAUUUCUAUGAUUUUUUACAGGCAUUUCAUACAAUCAACCAAAACUUUGUGCAAAUGCAACGUGGGAUCAGACGGCUAUAACUUUUGCCACGAGCACUAUGGUUGGUACACAACCUGUAGGCAUGUUUAUCAAUACAGAUAAUAGCGUUUAUGUAGCUGAUCAUGCGAAUGGAAGGAUUCAAGUGUGGCUUAACGGAAGUACUACACUUACAGGCAAUUACUCCGGUGGUUUAUCCGUACCUUCUAGCGUUUUCGUUACGGACAAUGGUGAUGUUUAUGUCGACAAUGGCAACACAAAUUAUCGAGUUGAUAAAUGGGGAUGGAAUUCAACAAGCAGUGUUCCAGCAAUGUAUGUGUGUGGACAAUGCUCCGGUCUCUUUGUCGAUAUCAAUAAUAUGCUUUACUGCGCAAUGAGUUCGUAUCAUCAGGUUGUCUCGAAGUCACUGGACACACGUUUAAAUGUAUGGAAUAUUGUCGCGGGUACAGGCACAGCUGGAUCAACACCGUCUACGCUUAAUCUACCUAAUGGAAUAUUUGUUGAUAAUAAUUUAAACUUAUAUGUGGCUGAUUAUUCAAAUAAUCGAAUUCAAAAAUUUGCCUCAGGACAAUUAAAUGGAACAACAAUAGUAACAGGAGCUAUUAUAUUGGCUGGUCCAACUUCAGUUAU
This is a messenger RNA of Adineta steineri, 1224 nucleotides long. Lineage: Eukaryota; Metazoa; Rotifera; Eurotatoria; Adinetida; Adinetidae. The record is from the annotation of a GenBank genome assembly.